This is a messenger RNA of Kwoniella shivajii, 792 nucleotides long. RefSeq lists its product as uncharacterized. NCBI's taxonomy places the organism in Eukaryota, Fungi, Basidiomycota, Tremellomycetes, Tremellales, Cryptococcaceae. Bases 1 to 792 code for a protein of 263 amino acids. Gene Ontology annotation, molecular function: microtubule plus-end binding. The record is from RefSeq and is a predicted model, not a curated record. The transcript is spliced from 8 exons. Gene Ontology annotation, cellular component: microtubule plus-end; spindle midzone; cytoplasmic microtubule. Gene Ontology annotation, biological process: regulation of microtubule polymerization or depolymerization; protein localization to microtubule; spindle assembly.
AUGUCAGUCUACGUGGGAGAAUCUAGAGGGGAAUUACUCGCUUGGUUAAAUGAAUUACUUGAACCUACAGUGAUCACAAAAGUUGAACAAUGCGGUACAGGUUCAGUUUAUUGUCAAAUCGUAGAUUCCAUUUAUGGAAAUCUCCCAAUGUCAAGAGUCAAAUUCAACGCAAAGAUGGAAUACGAAUAUUUAGAUAAUUUCAAAAUAUUACAAAAAUCUUUUAAAAUGAACAGGAUUGAAAAGCCUAUACCCGUUGAGAAAUUAGUAAAAUGCAAGAUGCAAGAUAAUCUCGAAUUCUUACAAUGGAUGAAGAAAUUCUGGGACACUAAUAGUGGCGGAAUGGGUUACGAUGCGCAAGGACGAGCAGGAGGUGCAAUACCAUCUCAACCUCAACCAUCACGUACGACAUCAUCCAGUCGAACUGCACCAUCGAGUUUCUCUCGUUCAGCAGCAACAGCGGGUGGAGGUGGUGGCGGUCUCGGAGCAAGUAGACAAGUUUCAUCAGCUUCCGCAGCUCAAGUCGCUCAGAUGCAAGCUAGAGUAGCUGAGAUCGAAGCUCACAGUGAAAGUUUGUUAAAGGAGAGAGAUUUCUACUUUGACAAACUUCGAAAUAUCGAAUUGAUCGUUCAAGAACGCUCAGCAGUAGAAGGUGUGACGCAAGAAGAAAAUGAUGUAAUGGCUAAAAUUCAAGAGAUCUUAUAUGCUACCAUUGAGGGAUUUGAGGUCCCUGAAGGUGAAGGCGAAGUUGAAGAAGGUCAACAGCAUCAUCUUGAAGAAGAGGAAACUUUCUAG